Penicillium brevicompactum is the source of this 567-nucleotide messenger RNA. Its product is annotated as trafficking protein particle complex subunit. NCBI's taxonomy places the organism in Eukaryota, Fungi, Ascomycota, Eurotiomycetes, Eurotiales, Aspergillaceae. The transcript has 4 exons. The record is from RefSeq and is a predicted model, not a curated record. Bases 1 to 567 code for a protein of 188 amino acids. Gene Ontology annotation, cellular component: cis-Golgi network; trans-Golgi network; TRAPP complex. Gene Ontology annotation, biological process: regulation of GTPase activity; endoplasmic reticulum to Golgi vesicle-mediated transport.
AUGUCUUUUGAUUCGACCUCCCCGCUCAAUUCUGCGGAUCCCAAUGCCCGCGUUUUCAGCUCCUCGUGUUUUGAUUUCCUCCUCAUAGAAUUGGUUCCCAUGGCGGAGCGCAUGGCCAAGGAACUCGCGACCGAGGGCAAGGACCCGGAGGAUGAAGAGGUCAGAGAGGCAACAUUCUUUCGGCUAGAGUCCCUGGGCUAUCGUGUGGGACAGGGUCUCGCGGAGCGAUUCGCCCGAGACCGACCUCGCUUUACUGAUAAUCUGGAUGUGAUCAAGUUCCUCUGCAAGGACUUGUGGACGGUUCUAUUUAAGAAACAAAUCGAUAAUUUGAAAACGAACCAUCGGGGGGUCUACGUUUUGACCGAUAGCGCAUUCCGACCGUUUGGGAGAAUGAGCAUGGCAGUGCGGAGUGAAGCUAUAUCUAUGGCACAGGCGUACCUUUGGUUCCCCUGUGGUAUCAUUCGGGGCGCAUUGGCGAAUCUGGGCAUUCACACCACCGUGCAGGCCGAGACGUCAGACUUACCAGGUGCAACAUUCCAAAUUAAAACCCUCCAGCCUCGGCCUUGA